Molecule: messenger RNA, 991 nt
Organism: Pistacia vera
Lineage: Eukaryota; Viridiplantae; Streptophyta; Magnoliopsida; Sapindales; Anacardiaceae
Product: secoisolariciresinol dehydrogenase-like
Exons: 2
Coding region: 73-900 (275 amino acids)
Molecular function (GO): oxidoreductase activity, acting on the CH-OH group of donors, NAD or NADP as acceptor
Source: RefSeq, a predicted model, not a curated record
AGUAAAAGUUCUUGGUUAAGGUAUUUUUCGUUCAGUUCUAAAUUCGAAUACAGCUUCGCUAGCCCGGCGAUAAUGGAAAAGGCCUCAUCAGUAAUCUCAGCAGCUGCAAGAAGGCUGGAAGGCAAAGUAGCAUUAAUCACCGGAGGAUCCAGAGGCAUUGGAGAAUGCACUGCAAGAUUGUUCUCUAGACAUGGUGCUAAAGUUGUAAUUGCAGAUAUCCUGGAUGACUUGGGUCAAUCUGUAUGCAAAGACAUUGACUCUGAUGGAGCAACAGCCUCCUUUGUCCAUUGUGAUGUAACCAAAGAAGAGGACGUUGAAUAUGCUGUUAAUACAGCAGUUUCCAAGUAUGGAAGGUUGGAUAUCAUGUUCAAUAAUGCUGGUAUAAAUGGUUUACCGAAACCAAACAUACUCGACAACACGAAAUCCGAAUUCGUGAAAGUCCUCAAUAUUAACCUAGUAGGAGCCUUUCUAGGCACCAAACAUGCAGCUCGAGUAAUGAUCCCUGCGCGCCAAGGCAGCAUAAUAACAACUGCAAGUGUUUGUGGAAAGAUUGGAGGAGUUUCACCACACUCUUAUACAAGUUCGAAGCACGGCGUGGUAGGGCUGAUGAGAAAUACUGCUGUAGAGCUUGGACAGCACGGAAUUCGGGUAAAUUGUGUGUCACCUUAUGCAGUUUCAACAGCAAUGGCAAAGGAAUUCCUCAAGACGGACGAUGAGGGAAUGCGUAUUUUAUAUCCCUACCUUAAUGGGGCUAUUCUUAAACCAGAGGAUGUGGCUGAAGCGGCUCUCUAUUUGGGGAGUGAUGAGUCAAAGUAUGUGAGUGGGCAUGAUUUGGUUAUUGAUGGAGGCUUUAGUAUUGUAAAUCCAGAUCUGUGUAUGUUUGGAAAAUCUGUUAAGUAGUAAUAAAGAAGUAGUCAGUAAGAAAUGGUCAAAACCUCUCAUCUGUUAUCUUUGAAUUUGUAACUUCAUUUAGUGUAAAUUCGUAUUUUGA